UCGGAACAUCCUGCCCUUGUGAUUUUCUCGCGGGAACGACGGAGCCUAUAAAAGCGUCGGCAUGACACGACGAAGAAAUCAGUGUUGUUGGACCCUUUGUUCUGACAAUACGCAUUUGCGUGGCUUCGAACGAAUUCUUCUGGAAGGAUAUCAUCGCCGAAAUGGAGCUCGAACCGCUUGAGGUUUGUCCCUACGACCCGUCGCAUCAUAUUCGCAAGUCCCGUCUGCAGCGGCAUUUAACGAUCUGCUCCAAAAAUCAUCCCAAUUCCAACAUGAAACGCUGCCACUUCAAUGCCUCUCACAUCGUGAAGAAAGUCGAUUUUGAGAAACACCUGCUCGAGUGCCCAGACCGGGAAGCUGUGCUGGGCGCGUCAAGCGACGAUCCAGAUAUCCUUACGCCCAUGGAUGCACUCGCGAAUGCAGAUCCCAACGGCUGGGGAGAAGGCGCCUGGGGAAACGAGAGUGCUGGCGAGACUUACAAACCAAUCGAGGCUAUGAAGGACCGGGCGAUCCCGCAUGCAAAAAUUGCCUUGUCGAAAGCCCAGCGCAGAGAGCACCGUCAUCAAGAGAGAAGGAGAUGCAACGAGGUGAUUAAUAAGGAGCAGGUGAAGACGGGCAACCGGCGCUCCGUGUGAUUGCUAGUAUUCCAUUCGGCGUAAUGCUGCGUUUGCCGACCUUUUAUCAAUUUUAUUGCAGCACAAUGACUGAUUUUUACGACUGAUUUUACACCCCGACUGAUAAAUUUCGCUAGCAAUAAACGAUUUUUUAUUUUU
Molecule: messenger RNA, 773 nt
Organism: Phymastichus coffea
Lineage: Eukaryota; Metazoa; Arthropoda; Insecta; Hymenoptera; Eulophidae
Product: gametocyte-specific factor 1-like
Exons: 4
Coding region: 162-635 (157 amino acids)
Source: RefSeq, a predicted model, not a curated record